Molecule: messenger RNA, 837 nt
Organism: Phyllostomus hastatus (greater spear-nosed bat)
Lineage: Eukaryota; Metazoa; Chordata; Mammalia; Chiroptera; Phyllostomidae
Gene: BOLA3
Product: bolA family member 3
Exons: 4
Coding region: 96-416 (106 amino acids)
Source: RefSeq, a predicted model, not a curated record
GGGGCGGCCUUGCCCACCGGGGCGGCUUUCGGUCCCGGGCUCCGUGCCUUUCCGGAGACGUAGCGACCUCGGGCUGCGGGUCGCGUCGGCCGGGCAUGGCGGCGUGGAGCCCUUCCACGGCAGCGCUUUUGCUCCGCCGGAUCUGCGCGAUUCCUCUUCUUCACUGUGCCCAGCGGAUGUUUGCCUCACAGACUGAAGGGGAGCUGAAAGUAACCCAAAUUCUCAAAAAAAACUUUCCUCAAGCUACAACUAUCAAAGUCACUGACAUUUCAGGAGGCUGUGGGGCAAUGUAUGAAAUUCAAAUUGAGUCAGAAGAAUUUAAGGAGAAGAGGACUGUCCAGCAGCACCAGAUGGUAAACCAGGCCAUGAGACGGGGAUACUUUCCUUCCAAGUUCCAGUUCAAAGAAUGCUGGUAAAGGCCUUUGAUCCACCAUUUCUCAUCAGGAGCCACUCUGGACUAAUCAGCUGGCAUCCAAGAGAUGUGCAGUAACUAUAGCCUCGCUCCACUGAAGUGAAGAGAGGAGCAGUUGCCAAACGAAGUAGAGCUUCUGUUCUCCAAAGAAGAGGCUGGAACAAAGCAACAGGUGUUCUUGACUGGAGGAAAACAUGAUGUGGCCUAGCAAGCCUCCUAGGAGUCUGGGGCCGUCCAAGAAACUUGUACUCUCCCCUCUGCUUCUCCCCCACCCCCACCCCAGGGGCGUCGUCAGGCCCAUUGAAAUGUGGCAAUCCUAUCAGUUCUGCAUGUCUGCACCCAAAUCUGGCAACAAGAAAAUUUUAAAAUGGCCCCCCACCUAAGUUGUUCUUCCCCCAAAAUUAAAAGGAAAGUUGGAAGAGGAA